UUUUUUUUUUUUUGGUUUUGGUGUUGUUUGUAGAUAAAAAAAAAAGAUUCCAAAAAAAAAAAAAAAACGAUAUGGCAUCUCACUUUGUAAAUACUACUGCCUUUACAACAUACUGUACCAUGGUGUUCUGUAAACUUCUGUAACAAUUAAGUAAAAGUUACAUUUAUAAUCUGAUUUAAUGGUGUUAGUUGUACAUUCUUGAUGUUUCACAUUUUAAUCAAAAAUAAUCUUUGUGUCGCUGUGGAUUAACCACUAUUAAUUAGUAAUCAUGCCUUAUUAGUGCAUACAGUAUAAAUCAACAUUCCUACAUAUGACUGACGAUUUCAGUAUAUUGCUAGAAUACAAGCUUUUAUUUUUUUAUGUAGCAGGUCGGCAACAUCCUCGUCGUCUUAUUUUGAAGGCAUCGAUAUUUCCGGUUACUGGAGCGUCGCGCGAGAUUUGUUUUGAUGGUAGGGAAACUAGCUAGCAGCACAAAAAGUUGGUGGCUCACCAUUAUAUCUUUUAUUUUUGGUGAGAAUUCAGAAUGUUUUUUCUUCGACACUAUUAAUACAGCGCGUAGAUGAAUUCCCUCAUCCUCCGUCAUGGUGUGCAGGGUAACGGCACGUAACGAGUUUAAAAUGGAUUCACUCUCCAAAAACAUGUAUGACGAGUUCAAGGAUGACAUCUGGAAAGAACUGGGUCCACUGGACCCUGAGUGGUUUCAAGUUGUUAUGACUGAAACAUCCACUGUGGAAGAGAAUAUCUCCAGUGUCUCCCACAACACAUCUGCUAAACAAGAAGGAUGUUUCAAAACACCGUAUCACAGAGCUGCAGCAGAGAGUCAGCAGUUUUCAACCCCCAAGGUUUUCAGACGCAGUGUGAUAAUGUCACCUGAAAUGGAGGAUGAGCAGACUGUUACUGCAGAAGAAGCACCGCCAUGGAAGGAAACCCAAAGUCCACAUUUAGAAAGACAUGAAGAAAUACUUGAUUUGCUUCACACCACACCAAAUGCUGAAGUCAGCGAUGCUGAGAGGAUAUCUGAGAGUCUUGGUGCACAUGUUGACCCGGAUGUAUCCUGGACCAGUUCUCUAAACACCCCACCUGCCGUGUCAAGCACUCUCAUUUUAACAAAAAAUGAAGAGCGCCCCUGUCCAGAGAGUGUCUGUGCUGGCAAAGAUGUUGUUUUCGUGCGGAGGCUUUUUCCUUCUCUGUCAGUUGAAACAGAAUCCCAGAAAAAAACUGACAAACCUCUUCAUCAAGCAGGUGCUGUUUUCCCUGAAACUGAUCAGACUCAGUCCAAUGACUCUCAUCAUCUUCAGAGUCCAAGUGGGCCUAGUUGGAUACAGAAUCUUCCAGAUGUUAUUGAGGAUGAAGUUGUCCGCAGCACUGUAGCAAAUGUCCUUGAUGGCACUGAAAAUAUCCUUUCAAUAUUUUUCCCCAAUACGUCUUCAUCACUGAGAAAAGUGAAAACUGACAGAGUCAAGAGAAGACCUACUUCAAACACUAUUUCAUCCACAAAAAGGACAAUUGAUCAGGACCCUGACAAACUGUCUUCUACCGCACCGUUAGACACUGGAGAUAUUGGAAACACACUGUGGUCUCCUUUGACUUUGUCUGAAAUCCCUCUGUCUGCAGCUGAUGCUUCAUGCAGAGCACAAACGGCACUAGACAUAACAGCAAAACAAAAAGAAAACCCUAAAUGUAGCCCAGUCGUUGAACCACCCAUGUACAACACAUGUUCUGGACUGGUAAAGAAGAAGAGAAAGUUUAUUUACAGUGUUGGCUCUACAAAGAAACAUUUAAGAGAAAAAGAAAAACAGUCACCAGUGGUGGAAACCACAGCAAGGACUUCAGACACAGAACAUUUUGUCAAGCCUUUGUCAAAAGCCCAGGAUGAGGCUAUUUCUUGCAACGUCAGUGAGAAUGCUCAAAAACGGCAAACUCUCCCUGAAAAUUAUCUCCCUCCUUCUGUUCAACCAAAAGACGAGGAUCUCAACAUGUCACAACUAUGCAAAGAUUUUGCACAAGACUUUAGUCAAAUGUUUGACCCUGGUAAACAGACGGAAGUCACUGACACUGCGUCUGAAAAUUUAUUUUCUUCUUCUGCUUGUCUGUCAGCUAUGAAACAAGCCAAACGGGAACUAAAACUGGAGAACAGUCCUGUUACGAAUCAAAACAUCACUGAAAGCUUGGCCAUGUACAGUGGAUUCCAGUCUGCAGUUUCUAAUGUCACUCACAUGGCUACAACUUUUCCUACCUCACAAAACGGUCAGAGUCCACAGCCGAAAACUGAAAUUCACAGGGCAACGUGGAGAAAUGUAACACGUCAUUCUGAGCAGACUUUGUGUGACAGUGACACUAAUAUGAAGCAGACCACUGAAACAGCAGAGAACAUAAAUCUAAACGGUGUUGAAAAGAUGCAGUUACAUGCAGACGGUUCUUUAACACAAAGCAGUUCUGCUAAUUCCACUUCCAGUUGCCAAGUUAAUAUGUCACUCCCAAAGAAAGAAGCUAGUUCUCACCCGUCCUACCUUCCAUCUGGAUUCAAAACAGCUUCCAAUAAUGAGAUACAAAUUUUCUCAGCCCAGCUGAAGAAAGCCAAGUCAUUGUUUGAAGAGAUUGAAGCUGGAAUGACACCUGUUGAUUCGGUGACUACAAAAGUCCAUCAAUCAGAAGGUCAGGGUAGCAUCAGCAAAGGAUCAGCAAGAAAAACAGGUUCCAACUUAAACCCACUCAGUAACGACAUGGUCGAUAUGAGCUGUCAGUUGACUGCGUCACAAAAGGCUGAUGUGACUGAACUGUGUACACUGCUGGAAGAAGCAGACAGCCAGUUUGACUUUACACAGGUCAAGUCUACAAAACCAGAGAAGAAUGACUCCUUUCCUCAGAAUAUUGACAAAGAACUUGACCCUGAUUUUCUUGUGGGUAUAGAUUUUGAUGACAGUUUCAGUGCUGAAGCUGAAAAACUCGUAGAAACUGUUCUUGAUAAAACAGACUCAGUCACACAGGCUAAAACAAACUGUAAGACUGGGAUUGUUACAAGUCAAUUCCUGGAUGGGUGUUUGACACAAGAGAAUUGUGCAGUUGACCAGAACACACAACAAAAACUGAUCAUUAGUGAUGGAGAUACAUUUGAAGCUAAGGGUUUCGAAAAGACCAAAAUGGAUACGGCCGUGUGCAUUAAUGGGUUCCAGAUGGCCAGUGGGAAAUCAAUCUCUAUUUCAGCAAAAGCAAUACAGGAGGCAGACACCUUCUUUGAAGACUGUGAUAUUGGUGUUAGUAACACUAGUUUGUCAAUGAAGCCAACAAAGAAUAUGGAACAAUCACCUGCCUCCAUCGAUCAAAAGAAAAACCUUGUAAAACCUAAACAUGAAUCCAAAGCCAUUCCUGGAUCUGAGGAACCGUCCUGUACAUUUGAAAGUGUUCCCCUCAGGAGUCAGACAGAGGUUCCCCCACAACGUUUAGAGACUUUUGAUUUUGAGGAUGGAGAUUUCUGUGGAGCUGAUGGAAAGAAGGGCUCAUUUGCAUAUGCAGAACAACAAGCAGAGUGUCUGGGGAAUAAAAUUCUGUCUUAUAAAGAUUCCAAUAAACAACUGGCACAAAAAGUAGCUGCUUCCCAAAUUAGUGGCAAAACCAAUACAUUUGAACUUCCCACACUUAAAAACGGUGGGUUUCAAACAGCCAGUGGCAAAGGAGUUGUUGUUUCAUCUGCGGCGCUGAAGAAAGCAAGAUCAAUCUUAAAUGAAUGUGAAGCAGUUGAGGACAAAAUCUUUUCAAGGCAAAUUGAGAUGGAUUUUUCUGUCAGUAGCGAUUCACCCGGAAAUGGCAAAAGUCUGGCAGCCAAUGGUAAACCUCUCCAGAAGACUGCAGCUCAUUUUGGUGACAUCACUUCACAUGCAGAGGUGCAGAGAAACAUCCUCCCUGCAUCCUCUGGCUCAACCUCACUGGACUGUGCUGCUACUGUCAAUCAUCAGAGGAACUAUGGUAGAGUAUUCUCUGCAGCCAGUGCCCAGGCCAUUACAUCAGCUGACCCCCUGGAAAAAGCAGAAUUGUUUUUUGCUGAAGAUCCUACACCAGGCUGCACUGGAAAGAAGAUGUCACAGAACAGAGAUAUUUCAAAAACAGGUUACGUCAAUGAUGGAAUGAAAAUUCCAGCAUCUAUAAAAGGUGGAUUUCAGACAGCAAGUGGUAAAGGAGUUGUCAUUUCAUCUGCAGCUCUCAAGAAAGCACAGUUACUGUUAACUGAAUGUGAAUCAGACAGUAAAGUUUUACCAAAGGCUGACAUUACUUCUAGUGCGAAGAUUUCAGCAACAAACGCGGUUUUACCUCGGGCUGAUCAGUCUUUGAACAAACAACUUUCUACUCAGUCAUGUGCUACUUCUCAGAAGUGUGGGCCUGGUAGAACCGAUCGGUCAGGAGACACAGGUGGAGGAUUCUGUACAGCUAGUGGCAAAAAAGUCUCAGUGUCAGCAGAGGCCCUGAAGAAAGCUCAGUGCCAUUUGAAUGAUAUGAAUUCAACUGACGAUGUCAAAGAACUGUUAACGAAGAAAGGAGAGGCUUUGAAAACAAGUCACACCACAGAUCGGAUGCAUUUUCCAAGUCAUAAAGGCAGUGGUUUUCAGACAGCAAGUGGCAAAGGAGUUCCUGUUUCAUCAGAAGCAUUAAAAAAAGCAAAAUCACUCUUGAGUGAGUGUGAAUCAGACAAGUUCAGUGUAGAACCAACUCAUUCAAAUCCACCUGCGUAUAGCGCCGCAUCUGGAAAUUGUGUAUUUUUUGCAUCCAGUGGUAAAACCUUGACAGUGUCAUCUGAAGCUCUCCAGAGGGCAAAAGCACUUUUCAGUGACAUCCCGCUGACCGAAGAGACUCGUGGUUUAAAGUCUUCAGUGAAAACGUCUGAGAAAAAUCUGAAAGAAGCUGAAGUUGUAGAGGAAUAUGAAAACAAGGCAGUGACAAAAGAAGAAAAAGGCACCUUCAUCUUUGGUUCAGAAGAGAAAGAUGGAAGUGUCAGCCUGGGACCCAGCUCUACACUGAGAGGCUGUGCUGAAACCCAGCCGGCGCGUCUUUCCCUUAAACCACUUGGCUCACGACAUGAUGCAAAUAUGACAGGUCAACCUCCCUCAAAAAGACGAUUACUGGAAGAGUUUGAUAGGACUGCUGAUGCUCCUCAUGGUUGUGAUCUACGACCGCAAAAAAGUUGUCCAAAUAGUGUAUUGACAGACAGGAGAGUUUUCAAGUACAAUGUCUCACCUCAUCCAAACAUCACAAAGCCUCAUGGCAGUGGAAAUAUGUAUGUGACAACCAGAUUUGAAACUCCUAAAUCAACUCAACAUUUAACUUCGGGACAAAACAGAUCAACGCGCUUAAAGACGGCAGCAUUCGUUCCUCCAUUUCGCAAAAACACAGUAACAGAGAUGCAGAAGAACACAGACCUUGAUGUCAACAAAACAUCAGCCACUGAAUUUGCUCUUCCGUUUCCAAAACAGAAGACUAUUGUUCAAGAAGACUCCUCUAAACCUCAGGAAGAGCAGAAUAAACACCUGGAACGUAACACAUUCAUCCCACCCACUAAAAAAAUAAACACUGAAAAUGUUGCUGAUGAUGAGCGUCAUGAGGAGUCAAAUGUGAGAACCCUACAUGUAAAUCACAAUCUGAUGAAUCACAGUGGUUCAGAGGGAUGUGGACCACAGCCUUCUGCCAGUUCACCAUCCAAAAAAGAGAAUAUGCUUUCCAUGAACCAAGAUACGUUACAGAAUCUUGAAAAUGUGGGAAUGGCUCGAGACAUGCAAGACAUGAGGAUCAGAAAAAAGAAGUGUCAGACAAUAAAACCAAUAGCAGGUCAUUUGUUUCUCAUCCGAACUUCCGGAGUUUCAAGAAUUCCACUCAAAGUUGCUUUGAAUGGAAAAUCUCCUGGCCAAUAUUCUUUAGACAAGCUGUACGAGUAUGGAGUACACCAGUGUACGUCCCACGUUAGCAGUGAGACUGCGGAAAGUUUUCGCUUUAGUUUGCAGCAGUAUUUUGAACUGGAUGUUAUCAGUAACGGAGGAGGAGUUCAGCUCGCUGAUGGUGGAUGGCUGAUCCCCAGCAAUGAUGGGACAGCAGGAAGAGAGGAGUUUUACAGAGCGCUGUGUGACACUCCGGGCGUGGAUCCUAAACUGAUCAGCACAGAGUGGGUGUUCAAUCACUACAGAUGGAUUGUAUGGAAACAGGCUUCCUUGGAAAGGUCUUUUCCAAAAGAUAUGGGCAGCAUUUGUCUCACACCAGAACAGGUUCUCCUGCAGCUCAAGUACAGGUAUGAUGUUGAAAUAGACCACAGCCGUAGACCUGCUCUAAGAAAGAUCAUGGAGAAGGAUGACACUGCAGCCAAAACCUUGGUUCUCUGUGUCAGUGGGAUUGUCUACAAGGGAUUCUCCUUAAACCAACAAAGUCACAAUGAAUCCAAGACUCCGAGAGCUGCUGAUGCCAAGGUUGAACCCUCAUUGGCGGUAGUUUGGCUCACAGAUGGCUGGUACGCCAUCAAAGCUCAGCUGGAUGAACCUUUGACAGCUAUGCUCCACAAGAGACGACUUGCUGUAGGAGGGAAACUGAUUAUCUCCGGAGCUCAGCUGGUGGGAUCACAGGAUGCUUGCUCUCCUCUAGAGGCACCAGAAUGUCUCAUGUUGAAGAUCUGUUCCAACAGCACUCGACCUGCACGAUGGGAUACAAAACUUGGCUAUUACAGAAAACCUUGGCCGUUUCUGCUUCCAUUAUCUUCCCUUUACAGUAACGGAGGGCCUGUAGGGUGUGUGGACAUCACCAUACUGAGGAGCUACCCAGUACAGUGGAUGGAGAGAAUACCAGACGGUGGGGUUGUGUUCCGUUGUGUUCGUGCAGAGGAAAAGGAGGCGCGGCGAUACAACAGUGAAAAGCACAAGGCCAUGGAGGCCCUUUUUGCCAAGAUUCAAUGUGAAUUUGAGCAGGAGCAGAAAGCCAAUACGAAACGUCAGAGCAGAAGACGGACAAUGACACACCAGAGUAUAGCAAGUCUGCAGGAUGGAGAGGAGCUUUAUGAAGCAGUGGGCGAUGACCCAGCCUACUUUGAGGCUAACUUGAGUGAACGGCAGAUGCAGACUUUACAAACCUACAGACGUUCACUGAUGGAAAAGAAACAGGCCGAAUUACAGGAACGGUGUCGUCGUGCUGUUGAAGCAGAGAGCAGUGAAGGUCGAUGUCCCAAACGUGACGUUACGCCAGUGUGGAGACUCUGUGUCGUUGACUCCAUGGACCGAAGUGGCAGUGUUUACCAGUUAAAUUUUUGGAGACCGUCUUCUGACCUUCAGUCUCUACUGAAGGAAGGCUGUCGGUACAAAGUCUACAAUCUCACCACAUCUGAGGGGAAAAAACGCAGUGGCAUUGGAACAGUGCAGCUCACCGGAACUAAGAAAACACAGUUUCAGGAUCUUCCGGUUUCUCAGGAAUGGCUAUCAGCUCAUUUUAACCCCAGGGUUGCCAUCAGUUUUGUGGCUCUCCAAGACCCAGAUUUCAAGUCACUGUGUGGAGAGGUUGAUCUGACAGGUUUCAUCGUCAGUGUAAUAGAUGAACAUGGUUCCUCGCCAGCAUUUUAUUUGGCCGAUGGAAAUCUGAACUUCGUCAAAGUCCGCUGCUUCUGCAGUUUUGCUCAGUCUGGAUUGGCGGAUGUUGUUAAACCACAUGUGCUGUUGGCUUUGAGUAACCUGCAGCUCAGAGGACAGUCCAUGUCACCCACUCCUGUUGUGUAUGCUGGUGAUAUGACUGUCUUCGCCACUAACCCAAAAGAAACUCAUCUGCAAGAAUCCUUCUGCCAUCUAAGAAACCUGGUGCAGGAAAAUUUUUUUCUCAUUGCUGAAAAGAAGCUCACACAUCUACUCACAUCAGACGGACCAGCCUCUAUUCUCUAUUCUCCAGCUCUGCAACCAAGAACCCCAACUGUUACAAACCACAAAGAUGCAAAGACAAAUCAGCCAACCCCCAACCAUGACUUCCUCACACCCGUCAUUAAGAAUACUCCCAUGGAAAAGUCUUCAUCAGAGAAAGACCCGAAAAGUCUUAAGAGAAGACGAGCUCUGGACUAUCUGUCUUUUAUCCCGCCUCCACCUUCUCUUUGUUUUCCCAACUUUGCAGCUUCUCCGUGUGUAAAAAAGACAUUUAACCCUCCUCGAAGGUCUGGCACACCAAGCACUUUAAAAUCUGCACAGAACUUCGUUAAGGAACCUGCUGUUUCACAUUUAGAAGAUGAAUACGUGAAUGAUGAAGAACUGGCAAUGAUUGACACCCAAAAACUGCAUGUCGAUGUACUGUAGGUGUUUCACACUCUACAAAGACAGUGAAACUCCCUGAGCAAAAGCUACACAAAUAGGUGAAGGCUUUAAUCAGCUUUUGGCACAUUUGUCUCUCACUGGACGGAAUAAAGUGAAACAGUAAAACCUUUACAUCA
Messenger RNA from Cynoglossus semilaevis (tongue sole), 8428 nucleotides. RefSeq names its product BRCA2 DNA repair associated (gene brca2). The record is from RefSeq and is a predicted model, not a curated record. Gene Ontology annotation, biological process: regulation of DNA-templated transcription; double-strand break repair via homologous recombination. Lineage: Eukaryota; Metazoa; Chordata; Actinopteri; Pleuronectiformes; Cynoglossidae. The transcript has 29 exons. The coding region runs from base 582 to 8294 and encodes 2570 amino acids.